Messenger RNA from Penicillium maclennaniae, 1236 nucleotides. RefSeq lists its product as uncharacterized. Lineage: Eukaryota; Fungi; Ascomycota; Eurotiomycetes; Eurotiales; Aspergillaceae. Bases 1 to 1236 code for a protein of 411 amino acids. The transcript has a single exon. The record is from RefSeq and is a predicted model, not a curated record.
AUGUCGUUGUCGGCACCAUCUACCGGACUGCACCCACUUGUCGCGCCCGAGGCCCGACUAACGAUCAAGCUGCACGGUAAAUCGGAGGCCUCGAUGAUUUUAGCGAGAGGCAUGAACCAUAGAGAUUACUUUGGCCAAUUCAACCUCAUUGAUUCUGAGGCAACCACCCAGAUCUUACUGGCUAAUAAGCCCCUCCAUGUUGAGCCGGCCAGCAAAGGCACUUCAUGGCCCUUUGCUUUAACCAUUCCAGCGACAAUCAAUCACGAAAGUCUAAUCGGACCCCGCACUGCUCAACGAACUGCAUUUCUCCCUCUGAACCCCGAAGAAGUAGCCGUUCAAUUGCUGCCGUCAGCUUUUCGCUCCAAAGGGUUCCGAUCGGGGAUAGGAGCGUUUGUGGAAUACAUUCUGGAGGCAGAGCUUGAAUUGCAAGAGCGAGGAAAGACCAAAACCAGUCGAGCCGCGAUGCCGUUGCAAGUGCAGCAAUUCCUCACGGAGCCCCCGAUAACGGACUUUCAGCUCAAAAGACAUUCUGACUCUCGGAAAAUUACCUCGCAGCGACUUAUACCUGGCCUCAAAGACUCUGGACUUUCUUUUACACAGAUGGCCCAGCAGUUCAUUGGCUCUUCCAAGUUGCCCAACUUCUCUUUCAAAGUUCACGUCGAAAUGCCGACUCGCUUGCAGGUUGAAAAUACCAACUACAUGCCCCUUCGGAUUGGGAUUGAACCGAUCUGGAAUCACACCAGCGAAAUAAUUCAUGAUGUGCCGCAAAAGAUCAAGCUAGAAUCCCUAGUCAUGCGCUUGAAGCUAAGCAUGACGUUGGAAUCUGGUGAUCUGAAGGCCUGCGAUUCGCAAGAGAUAGAGUUGAUCUCAUCUGCGGCGGUCCGAGGCCUCAGCGAGGAGGUCUUCAUGUCGUGGGGUACUAUGGGGCGCCCUGACUCGAAGAGUCGACCGGAAAUUGAAUUCAUCGAUGUCGGUGGACUUCUAGAUUUUAGGCUGGGGAGAUACAACCUGGGGAAGGUAUACCCGAGUUUUACGACAUACAACAUUAAGCUUACACAUCAGCUCUCAUGGGAGAUCCGAGGCGUCUUUGAUGAUGAAAAGAUAAAGAUGACUGCUAGUCAUGAUGUUACGGUGCUGCCCCCUUCCUACCUAGAGGAAGAAAUGUUACUCACAGAGGACCCGCCGCCCUCUUUUGCGGAAAGCCAAAUGACAAGAGAGGUACGAGGGAAUUUAUAG